AUGGACCCUAAAGAUUAAGAAUUAAGAGGAUUACUUAACUUAGAGAACCUAGACAAAACUUAAUCUCAAUAAAAUGAAGCGCAUAUGAUGUAAAUAAGAGAAGAAAAGAACUAGAAAUAAUAAAUAAUAGGAAUAAUAAUCAAAUAAGCAAUUGAAAAUGUAGAUAUUUUGAAACAAGUUAUUUAAAAUUUAAAGACAAAAUUAAUAUAAUAGUUAGAUUUAAUAAUUAUACAAAGUGAUUAAUGGAUAUUGAAAUUAAAUGCAUUUUUUCAAAAAAUUAAUACUAUUAAUAUUGAUUAAUUUUCAUUAGAUUCUUUAGAUCUUUAAUUAAUGAAUAUUUAAAUUGAAUAGUGUAAUGAAUAUUACAUCCAAGAUAUAACUAGAUUUAUAUAAAAAUAUGAUCAAUAUGAAGAGACUUAAUAAUGCAUAUAAAUAUUGUAAGACUUGGGGAAAUAAGUUUAAGGAAAAUAGUAUUUUUGUUAAUAAGAAGUUGUAUAACAUAAUCAGGAAAUAUAAUAAGAUAAGGAGAUUUAAAUAAAAUUAAUUGAUGAUUCUAUUAUUUAAAAGGAAAUGUGUUAUGCUAUUGAUAUAAAUUAAGAAUUUUCACUGAUGAUUUCUGGUAAAAAUGAAGAUAUAGUAUUGUGGAAUUUCUAAAAUGGAAAAAUUAAUGAAAUUUCAACUCUUAAAGCACAUAGUGAUGAUGUACAAUGUUUAAAGUUUAGUAAAAAGUAGAAAAAUUUUAUUUCAGGAUCUAAAGAUAAUUCGCUGAUAUGUUGGAAAUGUAUUAAAUAGAAUUAGUGGAUUCACUCUUAAUAAUAUAGAAUUCAUAUUGAUUGGAUAGAAUGCUUUAUAUUAAAUUAAAAAGAAGAUUAAUUAAUUGUAGGGAGUAAAGAUAAAUCAAUUACAAUUUGGAAUGUGGAUUUUAAGAAGAAUAAAUUACAUUAUCUUUAUACUUUAAAUGAACAUACUAAUAAGGUUUGUUCAAUUAGUUUUAAUAUAUCAGAGACUCAAUUUGCAACUUGUGGAUAUGAUCAUUUUAUAAUUUGGGAGAAAAAUUAAGAAGAUAAAUGGCAAGUUAAAUAUAAAUAGGAUUAGUAAUAUUAAGGUGAAAAAAUUAAAUUUAUUAAUGAUAAUUAGUUCUUAUGGGUUACUGAAUAAAUUGAAAAAAUCUAGGUUUUCUAGAAAUAUCAAAAUAUUUUCUAAGAAGAUAUAAAUAAGGAACUACAAUUAACUAAUGAUGAUUAUAAUUGGGAUGAGAGUCUCUUUCCAAUUAUAUAAAAUAUAGAAAAAAAUGUGAUAGUAAUAAGAUAAAAAAGAUAUAUUUAUUUAUUGAGAAUAAAGAAGGAUGGUAACUUAGAAAUUAUUCAUGAAUUGAAUUGCAACUAUGCAUCAAUAUAUGGUACAAUGACAGAGAAUACAUAAUAUUUAAUCUUUUGGAAUUAUAAAUCAGAUAGAUAUCUAAUAUAUGAAAUAUUAUAUAAAUGA
Molecule: messenger RNA, 1485 nt
Organism: Paramecium pentaurelia
Lineage: Eukaryota; Ciliophora; Oligohymenophorea; Peniculida; Parameciidae
Source: the annotation of a GenBank genome assembly